CACACGCUGUCUGCAGCUUCCGCAACCAUCACAGAUGUGCGGAUGGCUGGACAUCGGCAGCCACAAGUGACCAAUUUAGUGCGGUCUCAGCCUCCAUUGACCCCUCCGCCAGCUUUGCCUGCCUUGCACCCGGACUCGACCUAGCGACGCGCCGGCCCGUCUUGAGACAUCAUCGUGCAAAAAGAUGACGGCCCCAAUUCAGUCCAUCACCUUGCCCUCGUCAGAGACUCGUACAAGUCCAUCACCUAAGCAUACUGUCUACGCUCUGCGCGUGGCUCUGCCAGUCCGCAGCUGGACAGUCUGGCGUCGUUACAGCGAAUUCUUAGCGCUUCAUACCACGCUGAGUAGCUUGGGUAAUCCGCCUGCUGCUUUCCCACCCAAGCAUGCGGCUAGAAACACCAUCCGUGCCAUCGGUUCCUUAGGCGGUCUCUUGAGCCGCGAAGCAGCCGUGGCACGCACGAACAAGCCAGCAGAAGAUGAAGAGACGAGAGAGAGGCGGGCCGGCUUGGAACGGUACAUGAGAGCAAUCCUCAGCUGUGCCGACUCGAGGUGGAGACAAGCACCGGAGUUUGCCACAUUUAUCGAAUUGGCGCCUAGCGACAAAAAGGCCCUGUCUGUAGCAACACCCGCUUUACCCAGCCAAGAUGCCUCGGGCUCCGGGAAACCAGGGUCGCAACGCAUCACAGCACCGAGGCAGCCUUAUGUGCCAGGGUCGUAUGCUGGGCAAGCCCCCAAUCGGCCGCAUCAAGGCGCGACCAGCAGGACGUUGGGUGCCCCGCCCCCGCCAGUCGAGACUCAUCAGACACGGGCUCUAGAUGACGAAGGACUGGUCAAGCUGCAGCAAGGACAGAUGGACUCGCAGGAUGCUCGCUUGGGAGACUUGGCGGCGGUGCUCCGCAGACAGAGGCAAAUAGGCUUGGCUAUCAAUCAAGAGCUGCAAGAACAAACGGAUAUGCUGCGCGGACUAGGAGAGGAAGUGGAUCAGGUGGAGAGCAAGAUGACGGGCGCCGAAAGACAGAUGGAUAGGCUGUGAUGGCUUCAACGCGCAUGUCUUUGGCCCGCAUCCGCAGCGCCAGACCCACUCGGACGGCCGACAGCGCAUACAUCUCGCAAACACGAAUCAUGCGAGUGGCUUGCGCUCACUCGCACUCUUGAAUGGGGCUCAACUCACGUCACUCGUCAAGACAGAGGCGUGCAGUACUCGCACGGUUUACAUUGCUGACCCCGAGGUCAU
This is a messenger RNA of Ceraceosorus guamensis, 1234 nucleotides long. RefSeq lists its product as hypothetical. The transcript has a single exon. Gene Ontology annotation, molecular function: phosphatidylinositol phosphate binding. NCBI's taxonomy places the organism in Eukaryota, Fungi, Basidiomycota, Exobasidiomycetes, Ceraceosorales, Ceraceosoraceae. Bases 185 to 1033 code for a protein of 282 amino acids. The record is from RefSeq and is a predicted model, not a curated record.